Mycena indigotica is the source of this 684-nucleotide messenger RNA. RefSeq lists its product as uncharacterized. The transcript has a single exon. Lineage: Eukaryota; Fungi; Basidiomycota; Agaricomycetes; Agaricales; Mycenaceae. Bases 1 to 684 code for a protein of 227 amino acids. The record is from RefSeq and is a predicted model, not a curated record.
AUGUCUCCCCCUCCAACCUGCUUAGGCCUCUCCGAGCGCGGCUUUGAGCGGCUCGCGGUGCUCGUCGGGCUCGCCAUGUCUCCCUUCUGGCUCCACACGAGUCUUAUCCAGCCUGACAGCAUCGCGAUUCAUCUCGCGGCUGACACCCCGCUUGUGUGGCGCAUUGCCCACAUCCUGGAGCAGUGGGUGGGUGGCUAUGGACUCUUGUUCACCAUGUGUGGUGCACGUAACGUCUUCAUCUGGGGCUGCGAGCGCCUCUGCGACGAACCGGAAGACGAGGAGGCCCAGCGCGACCGGAUGAUAUGUGAAAUGAUGAAUCGUGCGGAAGUGGCAGCGACCUCUGCCCGCAAAGUACCCGACGAGGCACCCAACUCCGAGUCGGACGAGCCGCCGAUGUUCCCCGUGGUCCUCACGUGGGCCGCGGAGCUCCACAAUGCACACUGCGCACUCACCUCCUUUGGCGGACUGCUUUUCGCGCUAGCGAUUUUGUGCCACCGUAUGGCCUCGCACAACCAGGCGCCCAAGGCCUGGACGUUCCUCGAUGUUCUCAAGUACCUCUGGGCCGGCGCGAUCGGGGCAGUGUUGUUCAUCGGGUUCGGACUGGCGGUCCGGGGCGUGUGGUAUUGGGCACUCGGUCACUGGAACAGGACAGCGGCCCCAGCACUAGUAGAAGAAGAAGCAUAA